Messenger RNA from Phytophthora nicotianae INRA-310, 1371 nucleotides. RefSeq lists its product as hypothetical. The coding region runs from base 1 to 1371 and encodes 456 amino acids. Gene Ontology annotation, biological process: transmembrane transport. The record is from RefSeq and is a predicted model, not a curated record. Gene Ontology annotation, cellular component: membrane. Gene Ontology annotation, molecular function: transmembrane transporter activity. NCBI's taxonomy places the organism in Eukaryota, Oomycota, Peronosporomycetes, Peronosporales, Peronosporaceae. The transcript has a single exon.
AUGACGUCGUCGCCGUCGCUACUCCGCCAGUCAUGCAGCCUUGUUGCUGGCGUGCUGCUCAUGCUCGGGGUGGGCUCGACCUACGCACUGUCGGCGUGGAAUGCGCAGCUGAAGACGCUGCUACACUUCACACAAGCGGGGAUCUCCACGGUCUCCGCUAUGACCAUGCUGGGCACAUACAUGUCGUACAUUCCGGGCGUCAUCUUCGACCGGUUGGGGCCGUACACGAGCGUUCUUCUCAGUGGGAGCGCCAUGCUGGUCGUCCAUCUCGCAUUGUUCACGGCACUACAAUUCGCCCCGGAGAGCGUGAGUCCACUGGGUAUCGGCUGUGCUAUGAUGCUGUUCGGACUGCUCAGUUCCUUCUGCGUCUUCUCGUCCAUCGUACCCAACGAGUCUCUAUUCGGAGAUGCCAACCGUGGUAAGGUCAUGGCAACUCUCACGUCAGCGUACAGCUGUGGUGGCGCCUUCUUCGCCUUCGUCUUCCAUGAAGGUUUCCACAGUAGCGACGUACCGGGCUACUUCCUCUUUGUGGGGAAUUAUCUACUAGCUGCUUGUGUAUUUGGCUGGUGCGUAUUUGCGCGUCCAAGUGGUGAAGAACGUAACAACAAGAAAAUCGGAUCAGGAAGCAUUGAAGUUGGUUUUGAAGGCACUGGCAUGGAAUCGAGUGGAGAGAACGGCUCCUUAGAUAUCGAGAAACCCGACGACAUCACAGGCGUGGCGUUGCUAACGGAUAUGCGGUUUUGGAUGCUCUUCACCCCAGUGAUGAUCGUCAUUGGCGCCGGUUUGCUGGUCAUGUCCAACGUGUCGUUUAUCGUGGAAUCGCUGGGCGGUCCAUUACAACAGGUCCCAUUAAUGGUGGCGCUGUUCUCCAUCGUGAAUACCAUCGGCCGUCUUGUAACAGGAGCGCUCUCGGAUCUUCUACUGAUGAAAUACCCGCGAGCGUACUUUGCUGCACUCUCGGCUGUGCUCACCGUCGUCACGCAGGUAGUUUUCUUGUCUGUGCCACCGAGUUGGCUCGUGCUGCCUGUGGCUAUGGCCGGAUUCGCGGAGGGCGUCAUGUUCGGCACGUUCCCAGUGAUCAUCCGCGAGGAGUUCGGUUUACAACACUUUGGCAAGAAUUUUGGUCUCGUGAGUAUCGCCAACUGCAUCGGAUACCCACUUUUUUUCAGUCCAUUGGCGUCAUAUGUAUACCAGCACUCGGCGGCGACACGCACUGUUAAUGGAGUUGAAAAGUGUUUUGGCGCGCAGUGCUUUGCACCCGUAUUCUUUGUGGCCAUCGCGUUGUCGGUGGUGGCGUUUGCAUGCUGCGCUCAGCUCGCACGACUGCAGCGAAGCCGCAAGUUCUACAGCUAUGAGCAGAUUCGACCGUAG